Messenger RNA from Nycticebus coucang (slow loris), 1722 nucleotides. RefSeq names its product nuclear RNA export factor 3 (gene NXF3). Gene Ontology annotation, molecular function: RNA binding; protein binding. Gene Ontology annotation, biological process: poly(A)+ mRNA export from nucleus. The coding region runs from base 1 to 1722 and encodes 573 amino acids. The transcript has 20 exons. Lineage: Eukaryota; Metazoa; Chordata; Mammalia; Primates; Lorisidae. The record is from RefSeq and is a predicted model, not a curated record. Gene Ontology annotation, cellular component: nucleus; cytoplasm.
AUGGGGCACAAUCACCAAGGCAACCCUGUUCAAAGAAGAGCAAGAUGCUGGGGUCUUUACCGAAGGAGAUUUACCAAUUGGUCUGAACCAGUCACAUUUGGCAUGAAUUCUUCAUUCCGUCAGCAGCAAGAAGGUAGUGCAGCAAUGAGUGAUAUCCAAGUGGACUCUCCAGUAAGAUUCAAUCCUUAUGCCAUUCCACCAUAUCAUCGGAGAGGUACUAUUUGUAAACAAGACCAAACCCAGGUUAUCACAGAAAGAGAGAAAAAACUUCCAGAGGGAAGAAUGGAGUGGCGCAGGCAGGAUGGGACAUCUGGGAACUGGUUCAAGAUCACAAUUCCAUUUGGCAUAAAAUAUGAUGAGAAGUGGCUGCUGGAUUUGAUUCAGAGCCAGUGCAGUGUCCCUUUCACUCCGUUUGAGUUUCACUAUGAGAAAAUGCAGGCCCACUUCUUCGUGGAGAGUGCCAGCAUCGCCUUUGCACUGAAGAGUAUCAGUGGCAACAUUUGGGACCAGGAUAAUGAAAGAAUAUCAAUCAUCGUCAGUCCCUCUGACGUGCCCCACUUUGUGCAGAAGGAGCUAAAAAAGGUAGAGCAGCUGACUACGAACAAAUAUGAUACCUCCCAGGAGGCAUUUGACAUCCAGAAACUCCGCUUUAACACAGACUUGAGGACACAUGAUGUCAUAAUGGCACCAAAUCAUGGACAGAGCAUGGCUGUAUCCCUGCACACUGAGGAAGAGAAGAUGUCCCAGGUGACGUCUGCAGAGGAGAUGGACAAGGAGAAAGGGCAGGAGCCAGAAGAGAUAUGUGUGGACAGAAAUGUCCCGUGCACCACCUUCCCGGAUAAGUCCGGCAACAUAAACUCCAUCUUGGAAUUGUUCCCCAAGUUAUUAUGCCUAGAUGGCCAGGAGUCACCCAGUCCAAAUCAACAUGGAACUGAAGCCCACAAGAUGUUACCAGUCAGCAAGGGAAGCAUCUUUGCAUCUGAAACACUGAAGAGUCUGGUCAUGCAAUUCCUGCAGCAGUAUUACUUGAUCUACGACUAUGGAGAUCGACAGAGUCUCCUUGGUGCUUAUCAUGCCAUGGCUUGCUUUUCCCUGACCAUUCCCUUCAACCACAAGGACCUAACUUCGAGAAACUUGCGCAAGUACUUCAAGGAAAGCAGGAAUAUGAUAAUGCUCAAGGACCCCUACCUGCGGAGGCAGCUGCUGAAGCACACAAAAUGUGACAUCGUGGACACCCUCAAAAUGUUGCCCCAAACUCAGCAUGACCUCACUUCCUUUCUGGUGGACAUGUGGUUCCAGACGGAAAGGAUGCUCUGCGUUUCUGUCAGUGGAUUGUUCAAGGAAGUGGAGGGAAAGUCCCUGGGAUGUGUACGUGCCUUCUCUCGGAUCUUUAUCACUGUCCCUACCAGCAAUUCCAGUCUAUGCAUCAUAAAUGAUGAGCUAUUUGUGAGAGACAUCAGUUUCCAAGAGAUCCAGGGUGCCUUAUCCAUCCCAACAACCACACCCUACUCCAGUUAUGUGCAUGCCCUCUCCCAGGAACAGCAGAACAUGGUUGAGGCUUUCUCUGCUCAGUUUGGGAUGAAUCUCAAGUGGUCUCAGAAGUACCUUCAUGACACCAGAGCUACUGAAGUCCUCGCAUUGCCCAACGUGGUAUCUGGGAAUUCAGUCCAGGCCAAGGGCAAGAUUCCAGAGGAGUCCCAGUAUCGAGCCAGUACAGACUGA